GGGAAAAAGAAGGGCCGGACGGCGUCAGCAGCCAGCCCAUCGGUGGGGACCGGCAGAUUUGUGCAGAAUUUCUCCAUCUUUCCUCCUGAACUUCCUGUCAGGAUGUUUUUCUCUGGCGGGCAGUGUGGCCAUGUUGGCAGACCUGAAGAACUUUUACUGAUGUUCAAGAUAUUCCUUGUCAUUCAUCUUCAUGUUGUUUUGGCUACAUCCCUGGAAGACAAUGCUGGUAAUUCCAGUUUGUUACCACCUUCUGCUGACUCUCCUAUUGGUUUUGUCCCAUACUACAAUGAGGUUGAAACUACAAGCCUAAAUGAUGUUACUUCAACCAUGUUAUCUACUUUAAACAAGACAGAAAAAACUAAAAUCACUAUAGUAAAAACCUUCAAUGCAUCAGAAGUCAAACCCCAGAGAAAUAUCUGCAAUUUGUCAUCUAUUUGCAAUGACUCAGCAUUUUUCCGAGGUGAGAUAAUGUUUCAACAUGAUGAAGAAAGCAAUGUUACCCAGAAUCCAAAUAUGGCUAAUGGCACCUUGACUGGAGUCCUGUCUCUAAGUGAAUUGAAACGAACAGAGCUCAACAAAACCCUGCAAACCCUAAGUGAGACUUAUUUUAUAGUUUGUGCCACAGCAGAAGCUCAAAGCACACUAAAUUGUACAUUCACAAUAAAACUGAAUAAUACAAGGAACAUAUGUGCCGUAAUGAUGGCUUUGAAAAGUGUAAAGAUUCACCCGAUGGAACAGUGCUGCUGUUCUGUCAGAAUACCCUGCCCUUCCUCCCCAGAAGAAUUAGAAAAACUGCAAUGUGACUUGCAGGAUCCAAUUACGUGUCUCGCUGGUGGUUAUUCACAUGGCCCAUCUUCCAGCAAUUCUAUCCCAGUUGCUCCUCAGGCCACAGCUAUUUCCCAGGUCUCCAGUGUCUUCUCUUUAGCUGUGCCUCUAAAUCAACCAGCUGUCAUCUCCCAGAGCCCAACAGGGGUGAUUCACCUUCCUUCUGUCCAGUCUUCAACUCCCAUAGCUUCUAGUCCUACCAUUGAUAAACUCCCCCAAUCUAGAACUAUCUCAACCCCUAGUCCCCAAACUGAUCUUCCCCACACCCUGUUACCUGGGAAAUCCUCACUUCCCAUUCCCACCACGUCUGCCCUGGUGAAUGUCAUCAUGACCAGCACACCUCCUGACAAGACAGAAACUGUUCAUACCAGCAGCAUCACUGUUUCUGACCUUGAGAGCCAAGUGUCUCAGAUGGAGAAAACUCUGUCCUUAGGCAGCUUGGAGCCUAACCUCGCAGAAGAAAUGAUAAAUCAAGUCAGCAAACUCCUCCAUUCCCCACCUGCCUUGCUGGCCCCUCUGGCCCAAAGAUUGCUAAAAGUAGUGGAUGGCAUUGGUUUACAGCUGAAUUUUUCAACCAAGACCAUAAGUCUAACCUCCCCUUCUUUGGCUCUGGCCGUGAUCAGAGUGAAUUCCAGUAAUUUCAACACAACUACCUUUGCUGCUCAAGACCCUACAAAUCUUCAGGUUUCUCUGGAAACUGAGGCUCCUGAGAAUAGUAUUGGCGUUAUUUCUCUGCCCUCAUCACUGAUGAGUAAUUUACCAGCUCAUGAUGUAGAGCUAGCUUCCAGGGUUCAGUUCAACUUUUUUGAAACACCUGCCCUGUUUCAGGACCCUUCUCUGGAGAACCUCUCUCUGAUCAGCUAUGUCAUAUCAUCAAGUGUUGCGAACCUGACUGUCAAGAACUUGACAAGAAACGUGACAGUUACAUUAAAGCACAUCGACCAAAGCCAGGAUGACUUAACAGUAAGAUGCGUAUUUUGGGACUUGAGCAGAAAUGGUGGAAGAGGAGGCUGGUCAUCCAAUGGCUGCUCCGUCAAAGACAGGAGGCCUAAUGAAACCAUCUGUAGCUGCAGCCACCUUACAAGCUUUGGAGUCCUACUGGACCUAUCUCGAACAUCCUUGCCAGCGGCUCAAAUGAUGGCUCUCACGUUUAUCACAUAUAUUGGUUGUGGGCUUUCAUCAAUUUUUCUGUCAGUUACUCUUAUAACCUACAUAGCCUUUGAAAAGAUCCGGAGGGAUUACCCUUCCAAAAUUCUUAUCCAGCUUUGUGCAGCUCUUCUCCUGCUGAACCUGGUUUUCCUCCUGGACUCAUGGGUUGCUCUGUAUGACACACGAGGCCUCUGCAUCUCGGCAGCUGUAUUUUUGCAUUAUUUUCUCUUGGUCUCAUUUACAUGGAUGGGCCUAGAAGCAUUCCAUAUGUAUCUGGCCCUUGUCAAAGUGUUUAAUACUUACAUCCGAAAAUACAUCCUUAAAUUCUGCAUCAUCGGUUGGGGAGUACCAGCCGUGAUUGUGACCAUUGUCCUGACUAUAUCCCCAGAUAACUAUGGGCUUGGAUCCUAUGGGAAAUUCCCUAGUGGCUCAUCUGAUGACUUUUGCUGGAUCAACAGCAAUGCUGUAUUCUAUAUUACAGUUGUGGGAUAUUUCUGUGUAAUAUUUCUGCUGAAUGUCAGCAUGUUCAUUGUGGUCCUGAUCCAACUCUGUCGAAUUAAAAAGAAGAAGCAACUGGGAGCCCAGCGAAAAACCAGUAUUCAAGACCUGCGGAGUGUUGCUGGCCUUACAUUUUUACUGGGAAUUACUUGGGGUUUUGCCUUCUUUGCCUGGGGACCAGUUAAUGUCACCUUCAUGUAUCUAUUUGCCAUAUUUAACACUUUACAAGGGUUUUUCAUAUUCAUCUUUUACUGUGUAGCAAAAGAGAAUGUCAGAAAGCAAUGGAGGAGGUAUCUUUGUUGUGGAAAGUUACGGCUGGCUGAAAAUUCUGACUGGAGUAAAACUGCUACUAAUGGUUUAAAGAAGCAGACUGUAAACCAAGGAGUGUCCAGCUCUUCAAAUUCCCUACAGUCAAACAGUAACUCCACCCACUCCACCACACUGCUAGUGAAUAAUGAUUGCUCAGGACUUGUGAGCGGGAAUGGGAAUGCUCCUACAGAGAAGAAUGGUGUUUCUUUCAGUGUGCAGAAUGGAGAUGUGUGCCUUCAUGACUUCACUGGAAAACAGCACAUGUUUAAUGAGAAAGAAGAUUCCUGUAAUGGUAAAAGUCGUAUCGCUCUCAGAAGGACUUCAAAACGAGGAAGCUUACACUUUAUUGAGCAAAUGUGAUUCCUUUCUCCGAAAUCAAAGCAUGAUGCUUGAUAGUGUGAAAAUGUCCAUUUUUACCUUUUCCACAAUGUGAGAUGUAUGAAAAUCAACUAAUUUUAUACUCAGCAACUUCUGGAGGAGCAUAAGCUAAUUGAGGGCAGUGGUUACAAUUGGAAGAGAAAGCCAAGACAUUUUGAGACAUUUGCAACUUGGUUUCUUAUCCUUCAUUUUAAAAGAAGAUUGGUUUUAAACAACUUACUAAAGAUUCGUUUAAAGAAAAUAUAAGUAGUUCACUUCCAGCCACAUUUUACUAGUAAAGAGGUUAAGUUAUGUUGUCUUUGAUAACAUUAUAUAAAGCAACUGUUGACUUCAGCCAGUUGGUGAGUUUAAUUGUGCAUGCCUUUGUUGUAAAUAAGCUAAAUUCUAGUGACCCACACAUCAGCAAUCUUACUUCUACAUUUUUUGUAUUUAUUUUCUAGUGUGUAAAUUUAUUUCUUUGUAGAAUCAUGGUUGUGUUGUUGUGUCAAAUGUGAUAAGAUAACUCAAAAAAUUUCUUGCUCAUUCACUGAGUUGUAAAACUCCUUUUGGAGAUUACAUGGGAUGUGAAAUACAGAACUUCAUUCAAAUCAAAAAAUAAUGAUGCCAGCCAAACUGGGAAACAAAUGUAAACAGAUGGUGCCACAAUUAGCUUAUACAGUGCCUUUGAGCAAGUUAAAAAAAAAAAAGGUACCCCA
Molecule: messenger RNA, 3854 nt
Organism: Myotis daubentonii (Daubenton's bat)
Lineage: Eukaryota; Metazoa; Chordata; Mammalia; Chiroptera; Vespertilionidae
Gene: ADGRG2
Product: adhesion G protein-coupled receptor G2
Biological process (GO): adenylate cyclase-activating G protein-coupled receptor signaling pathway; cell surface receptor signaling pathway
Cellular component (GO): plasma membrane
Molecular function (GO): G protein-coupled receptor activity
Source: RefSeq, a predicted model, not a curated record